Messenger RNA from Ziziphus jujuba (common jujube), 2071 nucleotides. Its product is annotated as F-box protein AFR. The record is from RefSeq and is a predicted model, not a curated record. Gene Ontology annotation, molecular function: protein binding. The coding region runs from base 906 to 2021 and encodes 371 amino acids. Lineage: Eukaryota; Viridiplantae; Streptophyta; Magnoliopsida; Rosales; Rhamnaceae. The transcript has a single exon.
AAGUAAGGUGGGGAUGUGUGUGAUAGUAAAGGAUUAUUAUGAAUAUUUUUUUCUCUUCUCUCUCAAUCGGAGCGAGCGACUGAUCAUCAUAUCAGUUGUUGGUUUGGUGGGGUUUGGGAUUGGGUUUGCCAACCCCGCAAUCCUAACACCCUCUUUCUUUCUCUCUCCUCCUGAUUUUUAUAUUCCUUCAAAUUCAAUAUCCAAUCUCGCUAGCUACUGUGCUUGGAUCUACCUCUUCUACCAUCCCCACCCUAACCCACAGCCAAAUCCAAUCCCUUUUUUCUUCUUUAUUUAUUUAUUUCUUUAUUAUUAUUAAUCUAAAAUCAAAAGUAGAUCCAUACGACCAAUCGUAUUUCGUCAAAGUUUAUAGUACUACUUCCGGUGGUUCACCACCGGUUGUAUCUUGUCGUUGUGUAGCUCGACCUACGUCAGCUACGCCUGAUUCCCUGUAAAUUUUCAUUUUCUUCCUAUUUCUUUAAUACCCCUCCCAAGUCUUUGUUUUAUCGGAUUUGCCGGUCUUUUAUUCUCUCACUCAAUUCAAUUCCUAGCCCCCAUAUAUUCCGGCUUCUAGAUUUCCUUCUUUUUUGUAUAUUAUAUAAUAAAAUUCUCUCUCUCUCUUUUUAUUAUUUUUAUUUAUUGGAAUUUGUAUACACAGAAAAAGCGCAAACACUCUCUUAAGUAACUAAUAUUCCUUUAGAAUAUUUUUAUCAGUCGUAAAUUUUGACGACUCAAUUAUUGCUACAAACUAUAUAUUUAUUCUCUCUCUAUAUAAAUAGGGUAUAGCAAAACUUAGCAAGCCCACGACUACUUUCUUCAACUUCAACUUCAAUUUUUUUUUUUUUUUUUUUUUUGGGUUUCUAUACAGUUAGUUACUAGAUCGAUCGGCCACUGCAUGAAUUUGAAGAAUGACAAUUCCCAAUUCUUCAUCGAGAACAGAAAAUUCCCAAGAAACAGCCAAAACACACGCCGAGCCGUUGAUACCGGGACUACCAGACGACAUAGCCGAGCUCUGUCUUCUCCACCUUCCAUAUCCGUACCAAGCACUGGUACGUUCCGUCUCGGCUUCCUGGAACAGAGCCAUUAUGGACCCUAGCUUCCUUCUCUCCAGGAAAACUCUCUCCCUCUCCCUUCCUUACCUUUUCAUCUUCGCUUUCAAGAAAUCAACGGCCAGGAUGCAGUGGCAGGCACUCGACCCCCGAUCCGGCCGUUGGUUUGUUUUACCUCCUAUGCCGUGUCCCAAACCCGUGUGCCCACCGAGUUUUGCAUGCGCUUCACUGCCACGUCACGGGAAGCUUCUGGUUUUAGGUGGUAUGCUGUCCGACACCGAAUGUCCCAUGCAGACCACCAUCGUCUACCGUACAUCAACCAAUCAAUGGUCCUUAGCCAAUCCCAUGCCCACACCAAGAUCGUUUUUCGAAGCCGGGAAUAUCAACGGCAAGAUCAUAGCCGUUGGUGGAAGCGGGACGUCAGACAGCGAUUCGAUCAGGACGGUAGAAUGCUACGACCACGAAAACGACACGUGGAAAUCAGUUUCGAAGAUGCCGACGGCAUUAGCCAGAUACGACUCGGCAGUGGUGGGGAACAAGAUGUACGUGACCGAAGGGUGGACGUGGCCUUUCAUGUUUUCACCGAGAGGUGGGGUCUACGACCCUGAUAAAGACACGUGGCAGGAGAUGAGGCCGGGGAUGAGAGAAGGAUGGACGGGGAUAAGCGUGGUGUUGGGGGACAGGCUGUUUGUGAUAUCGGAGCACGGGGACUGUCCGAUGAAAGUGUACGAUCCAGAUGAGGACACGUGGAGGUACGUGGGAGGGGAAAGAUUCCCAUGUGAAGCGCUGAAAAGGCCAUUCGCUGCGAGUGGGUUGGAAGGGAGGAUAUAUGUGGUGGCAUGUGGAUUGAAUGUGGGGAUAGGAAGGGUGUAUGAGGCAGCAAGGAGUGAUUUAAAGGUCGAAUGGCAGGUUUUGCCUGCUCCUAAUGCUUUCCAUGGUUUUUCUCCUUCUAGUUGUCAAUUGCUUUUUGCUUAAUAAUAAUCAUUAUUAAAUUUUCUCUCUCUCUAUAUACAAAUAUUUCUUUU